AUGAGUGAAACCAGGAAUACCAACAAAAAUCAUGAGGCUUCCCUCAGGAAUUUGGAGAAUCAGAUGGGUCAGAUUGCCAAACAGCUUUCAGAAAGGAGUCCAGGUAAGUUACCCUCUAACACUAUUGAGAAUCAAGCUAAUAUUUCUGCUAUAACUACUAGGAGUGGUAAAAUUUUGAAAGAUGCUGAAAGAAAGAUAGUAGAAAAGAGGGGUGAGGAAGUAGAAAAAUCCAAGGAAGAGAGUAGGGAAGUGAGUGCGAAGAAAACAAAUAAUGAUAAAUUCAAAGAAAAGAAAGAUAAAGAGAGCACCACUUUCCCCAAUGACAAGAGUUGUUGCAAGGUACCUUUUCCAAAAGCUUUAGUGAAAAAGAAUUUAGAAAAGCAAUUUUCUAAAUUUCUUGAGGUGUUCAAAAAGUUACAAAUUAAUAUUCCAUUUUCCGAAGCUUUGGAACAAAUGCCUGCAUAUUCUAAAUUCAUGAAAGAAAUACUCUCUAGGAAAAUAAAGCUGAGUGAGGUAAAUGAGACCAUGAUGAUGAGUGAGGAAUGUAGUGCUAUCUUGCAGAGGAAACUUCCACAAAAAAUGAAAGAUCCUGGAAGCUUCACACUUCCUGUGGAAAUUGAAGGUCUUCCUACUGCUAAGGCUCUAUGUAAGAUCAAGUUUUGA
This is a messenger RNA of Lotus japonicus, 663 nucleotides long. RefSeq lists its product as uncharacterized. Bases 1 to 663 code for a protein of 220 amino acids. NCBI's taxonomy places the organism in Eukaryota, Viridiplantae, Streptophyta, Magnoliopsida, Fabales, Fabaceae. The transcript has a single exon. The record is from RefSeq and is a predicted model, not a curated record.